AUGCUUGCAACUGCCACAGCUAAUACCGACAUUACAACGCCUGUGCCUCAGGGCGGCGCUUCCCUAAUGAUUGCAUUUCGUUGCCAUAGAAAGAAUGUGCUAGUCGUUGGCCAUGAUGAAAUCGCAGCUAGUCGUGUUUUAUCUGUCUUGGAGGCUGAUGCUCAAGUGACAGUAGUGGGCCCUCUCGAUCGCAUGUGCAGGGAGUUGACAUACAGAAUCCAAAACAACCAAGUCGAAUGGGCAGGAGAGGUGUUUGAAGAAGAGCAGCUCAUCGGUAAUCACCUUGUCUUUGUGUCUCGCUCUGAUGAUAUCGGUUUGUGCCAAUACAUCUCACACGCAUGCUGUGCUCGUCGUAUCCCUAUCAAUGUUGCCAACCAAAAGGAAUUGUCUGAUUUCGACAUGACGUGUUCCUAUAGAGAUCAGUCGCUGCAAGUUGCUGUUUCCACCAACGGUAUGUCCUCUGUCAAUCUAGCGAACCGCAUCCUCCAAAGCAAGAUUUCAUCCACAUUAGAGCCCUCGCUGGGUGAAGCAGUCAAGAACGCAGGUCUCUUGCGCAAAGGAGCCGAGGCAUUGGAUCCUGGAUCCAGCUCAAGUCUGCGUCGAUACCAAUGGCUUACUCACAUUUGCGACACCAAAUCAUUAGAGGAAAUGUCAGCAUUGACUGCAACUGACAUUAGUGAACUGCUUGUUUCCUAUUCAAAACAGAUAGAAGAUGGCAUCCACCAUCUUUAA
Molecule: messenger RNA, 732 nt
Organism: Mucor velutinosus
Lineage: Eukaryota; Fungi; Mucoromycota; Mucoromycetes; Mucorales; Mucoraceae
Exons: 1
Coding region: 1-732 (243 amino acids)
Biological process (GO): siroheme biosynthetic process
Molecular function (GO): precorrin-2 dehydrogenase activity; protoporphyrin ferrochelatase activity
Source: RefSeq, a predicted model, not a curated record